UAAAUAACCACUGAGACACUGUGUACUCACUGGUUGUCCAUGUUACCGGUUCUUGUUCUUAAAUCAAGCGUGCCCAGCAAGCGCCCCCCGGAUGAGAAACACGAAACUUUCUCGGAGCAGAGUUCGUCCCCGAGUGAUGGAGAGUGACAGACAGGACCCGUAGGAUCGACACGUCGCCCCCCUCCAAACCCAUCCCGCUGAACUCGAAUUUUCUCUCACAAGUACACACAAACCGCCCAUCCUCUCACCACAAAUAGAGUAAGUACUCCACAAACAUGCAAGCGCGCGCCGGAACGCCCUCGCCGGCCGGCGCCACCACCACCGCGCACGCCAUGAAGCAGCAUCAGCAGCAGCAGGCGACGACGACGACCCUCUUCGCGCUCCUCUCCCUGGCGCUCCUCCUGCUCCGGCUCCUCCUCCGGCUCCGGCUGGCCGCCUUCCGGGACGCCUUCCUCUCGCUUCACCUCCUGGCCCGCCUCCGCAUCCGGCCCAUCCACCUCCGCCUCCCCGGCCCACACCCGACCACGCUCCGCGUGUGGUGCCCCUCGGCCCCAUCCUCCAAGCCCCCGCUCCUCCUCCUCCACGGCUUCGGCGGCGACGCGAAAUGGACCUGGGCGCGCAACCUGGCCCCGCUCUCCCGCGACUUCCACGUCUACGCGCCGGACCUCUGCUUCUUCGGCUCCGCCUCCCUCUCGCUUUCCCCGCUCCGCUCCGUCGCCUUCCAGGCCCGCUGCGCCGCCGACGCCAUGCGGCUCCUCGGCGUGCCGCGGUACGAUGUCGUCGGGAUCAGCUAUGGCGGGUUCGUGGCGUACCGGCUGGCCGCCGUGGAGGCCAGGGGGUCUGUCGGCAGGGUCGUCGUCAUGACCACCGGCGUCGCGGCCACGGUGGAGGAGAUGGGGGAGAUGGCGGCCAGGGAGGAGCGGGCCGUCGAGGACGCGCUGCUGCCGGAUACCGCUGACGGGCUUCGCCGCCUGGUCCGGCGCUCCAUGCACCGGCCCCCGCCUUGGAUGCCCGACUUCGUGCUCCACGAUUUCAUCCAGCUGAUGUUCGUGGACCAGAGGAAGGAGAGGACGGAGCUGCUGCAAGAGCUGCUCAAGAACGGCGCUGGCAUCGACCCCCUCCCGGUUCUCCCACAGAAAACGUUAGUUCUGUGGGGAGACAAGGACCAGGUGUUCCCCAUUGAUCUUGGCUACAGAUUGCAUAGGCAUCUAGGAGGCGAAUCCAGGCUGGAGAUCAUCAAGGACGCAGGGCACGCGUUGCAGCUGGAGGGGGCCGAAAAGGUUAACCGCUUCAUCAGGUCCUUCCUUAUCGAUGAACCUAAUGGGCUGGAAUUCGGCGUGGCCCGAAACCAAAGGCCCCCAAAUGGUGCGAAAUACACAUGAUCUUUGGGAGGGAUUCCAUGUACUAGCAAAUUAUGUCCCCUCAAAAAAAAAAUUGUACUACCAGUAGCAAAUUAUGUAAAAGCAGAUAUGAUCUGGAUGUAAAAAUGGAAGGGGAGAUACUAUGAUCUGAAUGAUGCGCUCAGCUAUUCAAAAUAGGGUGUGUCAGGUGUGGAUUGAUGGUUGCUCUGCACUUAGCACUCUGUGCUCGGAAACAAGUUUUUCUUUUCCGGCAUAGGAUUGGAAAGAUAUAAUUUCCCACACUCUGAAGCAAGAUAAAUAAGUCUCGAAUCAGGGUGUC
Molecule: messenger RNA, 1680 nt
Organism: Brachypodium distachyon (stiff brome)
Lineage: Eukaryota; Viridiplantae; Streptophyta; Magnoliopsida; Poales; Poaceae
Product: 2-hydroxy-6-oxononadienedioate/2-hydroxy-6-oxononatrienedioate hydrolase
Exons: 4
Coding region: 276-1382 (368 amino acids)
Source: RefSeq, a predicted model, not a curated record